This is a messenger RNA of Halichondria panicea, 1579 nucleotides long. RefSeq names its product ankyrin repeat and IBR domain-containing protein 1-like. Gene Ontology annotation, molecular function: protein tag activity; ubiquitin protein ligase binding; zinc ion binding. The transcript has 2 exons. The record is from RefSeq and is a predicted model, not a curated record. The coding region runs from base 419 to 1444 and encodes 341 amino acids. Lineage: Eukaryota; Metazoa; Porifera; Demospongiae; Suberitida; Halichondriidae. Gene Ontology annotation, cellular component: nucleus; cytoplasm. Gene Ontology annotation, biological process: modification-dependent protein catabolic process; protein ubiquitination.
GAUCCCCACCGAUCCCCUCUAUUCUGGCGAGUUAUCAGUGCAUACAGUGUUUACUAGAUUCUUGCCAGCCAGUACAAUGCAAGCUGCAUACAGCACCGCUGAACUAUACUCUACCCUAUAGUCUAGCUAAUCUUGGUCCAGCCAGACAACAGACACAGCUAGUCCGGUGUUACAAGUCGGCAAAGCAAGAGUAUCCAUAACUUUUUUAUUACAGUUAUUCGGUAUCUAUGGUAACGUGAGCAGAGACCUUAGGAAUGUCACAUGAUUGAUGACGCGUGGCCAACCUCCUCUGCAUUGUGGCAGCCCAGAGCUAAACUGACCGGUUAUUCAGGUUCUUGGGUCGGUAGUAAACAUAAUUCCUGGUUGUACACACAAAGUGAAAACAGCAACAAGCAGCCUACACUCAAAACUCAAAGCAAUGUUCCAGCUUUAUGUGAAAGGGAUAGAAGGAAAGACCUACACAGUCAACUUGGAAGGAGGGAACCCUCUGCAACAUAAAGUGGGUGACGUUAAGAAACAAGUCAAAGCCAAGACAGGCAUCGAUCCAGACAGUCAGAGGCUCAUCUACGGAGGCCAACAAAUGGAAGACGAGAAGAAGCUCUGUGAAUAUCCAACCAUUGGCAAUGGAGCAACUCUCUACCUUGUUUUGCGACUUCUUGGAGGAGCAUAUUGUCAAAGUUCUCUACGCCAUAUUGACCAGAAACUACCUCGCAGCAACGAUCCUUGUAUGAUCACAUUCGAAUACGAUUGUCCUGAAUAUCCAGUGUUUUUGAUGCCGUGUGGGCACUCUAUGUCUCCAGAUGGUUUGAUGGACUACUGCUGGAAUGAGAUCUCAUCGUGCAAGCCAGAAAUACGAUGCCCGGAAAUACGAUGCCCACUUUGCAACCAGGAGUGGCCUAUAGAAGUGAUCAGCAAGUACGGCUGUGCAACAGACACUGAGAUACACCAGCUUGAGAAUGGGCUGUCAAGAAACUUCUGCUUGAGUGAUCCGAAUAUCCUUGAGUGCCCUAUCUGCACCAGCUUCUGCGAACGAAGAGAUACGACCAAUUUGUGUGUUCAAUGCAUUGUUUGCACGAAAAAGAAAGGUAAAUAUUGCUACUUUUGCUGGGAGUGUCUUGGAGAAUGGAAGAAUAACCUGGGUGCUGACACCUGUGGAAAUGCCACCUGCGGAGAUCCAGUGCUUCUGAGGCAACUUGCAACUGCUCCUAUGAUUACACCACUGGGAUUGAAUGUGCAAUGCCCAAAGAUUAGAGCUUGCCCAAACUGUGGCACUCUCAUUGAUCAUACCUCGGGUUGUAAGCACAUGACAUGUACGAAUUGCAAUCAAAGCUUCUGCUUUGUGUGUCUACGUAUGAAAUCGAACGGAAGUUCGUCUUGUGGUAGCUACAGCACACCAUGUGCACCUGCUCCAAGGCAAACAAGAAUUCCACAACGUAGCAAGUAGCAAACUAUGCUAACUCUUGAACUGAAGGCAGUUAAGAAACUGUCAGUAAAUUUAUCAUUACAUGUCCGUAUGUAAGUAUACAUAAUUGUACACACAUUUAAACUUGUGCCCAAAAAAUUAUUGUUGAUUGUCAAA